CAUCACUGUCCUGAUGGCGGAUACCCACGCGGGGAUGAGGAUGGGGUAUGCGGCUCUAACAUUCUAUCUGCUGUUGAGUGCCGCUACCGGAAGUCAAUGUCCUGUGGGGAAAUGGGUUCGGAUUCAGGGCAACUGUUACCUGUUCAGUUCUGAGGGCCUCACAUGGGACCAGGCAACAACAGACUGCCGACAAUUUGGUGCCACCCUUCUUCAAUUUAACGGAGAAGACGACAGGAAAUUGUUCACGCGCUCCAUUGCCAAUAUGACGUCAGAGAGAUGGUGGACUGAUCUGAAUGACUACAAUCAUCCCGGGGGUUGGUCAUGGGGGAAGGAUGACUCGGAAAUACUGGCCAACCCUGCCGCUGUGGUUUGGAACGUUGAACCGGACGACCGUCAUCACAUCGAAAAUUGUGGCGCCAUCAACAUACAGGGCACACUCAGUGACCAGAAGUGUUCCGAAAGGCAUGGGUUUAUUUGCGAAUAUCAUCCGAAUGGUAUAGGCACUGGUUGUCCACUUCACUGGACUGUGACCACCACGAAUUGCUAUUACGUCAGUGACCUGACAGAUGAGUACAACGUUGUUUCCUGGAGUGAGGCGUCGAACAAAUGUAAAACGCUACAUCCGGGUACUGACGCUAAGCUACUGAGGCUGGAGACUGCCACUGAACAGGCCUACAUCAGAGCACAGCUGGCUGACCUUAAGAUGACUGACCAGUUAUACUGGAUAGGGAUGACUGACCAAGCAAAGGAGGGAUUCUGGACCUGGGACGACGGUUCUCCAGCCAACCAGACAAACAUUGAAUGGACAGUGGAACCAAACAAUCUCGGAGGAACAGAACAGUGUGCACUUAUUUACGAUAACGGCCGAUUCGCGGACUCCGACUGUUCAAGACUUGAGAAAUAUAUAUGCCAAACACCGGUUAUAGACGACUCUAUGUACAAAAACAAGUUUGGGUGCACGAAUGGCUGGGUACGGGCGGGGCACAAAUGCUACUUUUUCCACAUACAACGACCACAAAAUCACAAGACCGCCGCAUCUACAUGUGUGGAGAUGGGAGGUCGCCUUAUCCAGAUCGAGUCGAAGGACGAGGAGGAAUGGCUCAGAGUACAGACACUGCGCUAUGGGUCCUACGCAUUCUGGACCGGUUUGAUGUAUCAACCAGUCUCUAGUAGCUGGGUCUGGAACAUGGACACCAAGGCCAAUAUGAGUCUCGUCAUUUGGAACCAGGAGCCAAAUAACAUGGGUGAUGAGGAUUGUGGCAUGGUGGCCUCGGAUGGAAUCUUCAAUGACUUUAAUUGUUAUGCUAAUCAAGGAUAUAUUUGUGAAGCUCAGACUGAAGCCCAACCUUGCCUAAGUGGGUGGAUAUCGCGAGCAGCAAACGGUAUGCUGACAUGCUACCUUAUAAGCAACACGACUGAUGCGGAUAUGACGUCAUGGCAGGGGGCACGUGAUAAAUGCGCGCAAAUUAGCGAACCACUGGACGGCUACUUACUGGCUAUUAACACUAGAGAAGAAGCGGCCUUUAUCGCGAAAUCAUUGAAGAACACAUCAAAUAGCCUAACCGGAUGGUGGACCGGCCUGAAUGACAGAAAGGUCGAGGGAUACUGGGAGUACGAUACAGCUUUCAACAACCCCUUAAAGCCUAAUGUCAUUCCCUGGGGCGGAGAGCCGGAUAACUCUGGCGGAACAGAUUACUGUGCAAUAUUAUAUGGCGGUAGAUACAACGACGUCAACUGUGACAACAUCGCAUCUUAUUUAUGUGAGACAAUGGCGGAGGGAUACCGGUAUACGUCAGCAGGCUCAACGUUACCCACCGGGGUUGCCAUGCUGGUCGUUACUGUUUACGCUUUAUUAAAUAAUAUAAGUUUUAUAUAAAAUAUGGAAGUUAUAAAUAGUAACAACUUCACUCUUCAUUGUCAUUUUGUAUUAAGUCACGUGUUAUUCUAGAUGUGAUCUGAAAUGUAAUACAGUACAUUAUGUAUAUAGCAGAUUUGAAUAGAGAAUAUUGUAUAUAUAACAUAAUUUAUAUAAAUAGUGGAAUAAGUUGAAAUUUAGCGUGUAACAAGCUUUUCGAUGAAUUGUUUUACUGCUAAGUUGUCAAGGGAUAGACUUAAAAAUGUAGGUACAGUAUUUGCAACAACGCUAUGUCGAUUUUUUAUGAUACUAGAAUUCUAUACAGUUAUUUGCCCCCUGUUUGUCUAUGGCCUUGAAAUUAUUCAACGUCUGCAUUUUGUUAGAAUAAUUUUGAUCAUUUUGACAAUAUGACGUUUGAAAUUCGGACAAAGGGAAAUUAACUCAUCUACUGUAAGUGACGCACGAGAAGUGUGAAACAAAGGUUCGCAAUCAACCGUGGGUAUCCGGGUAUCCGGGAAUGGGGCUCUAAUUUUAGUCAGCACCAAACUCGUUUGCAGCUGAUGAACAAUCUUUAUAUCGUAAAAUCUCUGAAAAUUUUCUGUCUUAUUUUUUGAAAUAUGAUAAUAUGGAUUGUAUAAGAUAAUAUAAUUGUCUUUGUAACAGAAAUAAUGUCAUUGGUGUAACACAAAGUGUGUAUUGUAUAUGGUUUUACGUUCAUACAUUUUAAAUAAAAAUAAGAAACCA
This is a messenger RNA of Pecten maximus, 2599 nucleotides long. Its product is annotated as macrophage mannose receptor 1-like. Bases 14 to 1876 code for a protein of 620 amino acids. The transcript is spliced from 14 exons. The record is from RefSeq and is a predicted model, not a curated record. NCBI's taxonomy places the organism in Eukaryota, Metazoa, Mollusca, Bivalvia, Pectinida, Pectinidae.